Molecule: messenger RNA, 428 nt
Organism: Paramecium octaurelia
Lineage: Eukaryota; Ciliophora; Oligohymenophorea; Peniculida; Parameciidae
Source: the annotation of a GenBank genome assembly
CAUGGUUCUCCACAAUAUAAUAGAUAAUUAGGUGUUUUCAGAAGUACCUAGUCCAAAAACAACAAAUGUAAAAGACAAUUAAGUAAUCGAAAAUAUUUAUAAGCCUGUAAAAGAGAAAAGUAAGAAAUAUAUGAAGGUGCCACUAAAGACUAAAUAAGAGCUUCAUUAAAUGGUUUAGUAAGAAGGAAAGAAAAUAAAAGAAGUAAACAAUUAAGAAUUAAAGAUUAUAGGCUGCAAAAAUUCUUGGUAUAAAAUAUGCAACAGCAAAAACAAUAGUUUUUCAUAAAAGAUAAAAACGAAAGGCUAAGAGGGAGUAUGGUAUCAAAAUGUGCGGUUAUACUAAAAAAAUUAAAGAUAAAGCUUCUCGUUUCCAGAUAAUUUCUGUAAUUGGUAUUGAGAAAAAGCAUUGUAUGGAGUAUGUUUGGUGA